UAGGAAAGCAUCCAACAGGAAAGUGUGAUUAUUGCCAGCAAAUAGAUACCAUGGCGCAUGUAUUGCUACAGUGUGGGCAGUAUCAGAGGGAAAGAGAGAGGCUGAGAUCUAGUAUGAGGGAGAAGGGGAUAUAGGAAAUUAGUUGAAAGAGUAUUUUGAGUAGAACGUCAUUAGAUAUAGUCUCAAAUAUUUUGUUAUCUUUUUUAAGAGCAACGGGGCUGGUAGGUAGCAUUUCGUUUCGCCCUGUCUCUGGCCCACACUCCAGUACUUUAGGUGGCGGUAAUGUACCAUAACGUUGGAUGCCAACCGCCAAUAAACCCCACCGAAGAAGAAGUAUUGCGCCUUUCCUACUAUACGUUGGGGGGGAGCUUUUAUUUAGAAAAUGUGCGAAAUUCCGUUACCCGGAAGUACUUUUUUUGUGUUGCUGUCGAGACGCUGAUCUGAGCUCGACAACACUGAGCUGAACUGCUCGUCUUUCACGCUACUGAAAAUGUCCAAACUACAGGUGUUGAAUGCGUUUCUUACUCAGAAAUUAACAGAGGCGGCUGUGGAGAUAUUUGGGGCAGUGGAGAAAACGAUAACAGAGUACGAGGAAGAAAUGUCCCGCUCAAAUGAGGAGCGCAAACGCCUACAAAGACUACUGGACUCGGUUUACAAACCAGAGAUAAGGUUACAUAAAACAGACCCCCAGCAGCUCACUCUCCCUGUCCCUGAGGAGGUUCCCCCUGAGCAGCAGCACUGUGAGCAGGAGUGGACCCCAGGUCUGGGGCAGGAGGACUCAGACCCCACACAGAUUAAAGAGGAACAGGAGGACCCAGAGCCCACACCGAUUAAAAAGGAACAGGAGGAGCUCAGGACCAGACAGGAGGAAGAGCAGCUUCAGGGGCUGGAGUCUGAUAUCAAAGAGAUCAUAUUCACUCCUUCCUGUGUGAAAAGUGACUGUGAUCAGGACCCCCCUCAGCCCUCACAUCUUUCCCAAACCCUAACAAUGCAGACCAGAGCGAGGGACUUAGUAUGCAUCAGCACAACUACAGAGAUGGAAACCGAACCUGAUGGCAAGGUUUACAGAGGAUCAGAAUCAAACAAUUACUCUCAGCCCUUCCCUGGAGUAAAUGGAGCUCAAUGUGAAGUCAGUGAAAAUGCUGAUGGGGGGGUGCCAGUGUUGAAACUACUGCCAGCAUUAAAGCUACUCAAAUCAAAGAGAACGCGGACAAAUGAGAGACAAAAUUCUGAUACCUCUGUGGAGGGAUGGAAAACCGAGGUGUUGCCCAAUCAGAAAUCAGCCAGUCACGGCAAUGCUGCUCCUUGUUGUUGCAAAGUGUGUGGGAAGUCUUUUAAAUUUUUGGUGGGUUUAAUUAAUCAUGCGCAAACAGUACAUGCAAAUGAUGCAAAACAUAUGUGUAGUGUGUGUGGAAAAAACAUGAACUCCUCUCAAUGUAUGAUAGAACACCAACAAUCUCACAUUGCAGAAAAACCUUUUUGUCAUAUUUGUGGCAAAUGUUUCCAUUGUAAUGCUAAACUGAGAACGCAUAUGCGUGUCCACACAGGAGAGAGACCAUAUUGGUGCCAAGAAUGUGGCAAAGGCUUCAGGCAGCAGCAAAACCUUAAAGAGCAUAUGAGGACUCAUACAGCGGAGAAACCGUAUCGGUGCGAAGAAUGUGGCAAAUGCUUCAAACACUCGAGCAGCCUGACCGUGCAUAUGAGGAACCACACAGGGGAGAGACCAUAUAAGUGCCAUUUUUGUGAGAAAUCCUUUGUCUCAGCAAGUAAACAAAGUCUCCACCAACAGAUUCACAUUGGGAAGAACUGGACACUGUUUCAAUGCAGCGAGUGCAGUAGAAGCUUUAGUCAUGUGGGGACCCUGAGAAAGCACAUGAAGAAUAUGCACAAACGGUGCCCCCAAUUCCAAACCAACACCGCACCCCUAACGACUCACUUUGCGUUCCUUCCGAUGUUACCUGUUGCUGACAAAAUUCAAGAGGAUCACUUUCAGAAUGGAGAUUCUAAUUAGCCCCUAACCCCUCAAGAAAUGUCACUGUAAUGUACACGGUACCCCCUGUAUAGAGCCUCGUUACUGUUAUUUUAUUGUUGCGCUUUAA
Coregonus clupeaformis (lake whitefish) is the source of this 2099-nucleotide messenger RNA. Its product is annotated as histone-lysine N-methyltransferase PRDM9-like. Bases 491 to 2011 code for a protein of 506 amino acids. Gene Ontology annotation, molecular function: DNA-binding transcription factor activity; RNA polymerase II cis-regulatory region sequence-specific DNA binding. Gene Ontology annotation, biological process: regulation of transcription by RNA polymerase II. Lineage: Eukaryota; Metazoa; Chordata; Actinopteri; Salmoniformes; Salmonidae. The transcript has 2 exons. The record is from RefSeq and is a predicted model, not a curated record.